This is a messenger RNA of Balaenoptera acutorostrata (minke whale), 2555 nucleotides long. RefSeq names its product mucin 3A, cell surface associated (gene MUC3A). Bases 1 to 1422 code for a protein of 473 amino acids. NCBI's taxonomy places the organism in Eukaryota, Metazoa, Chordata, Mammalia, Artiodactyla, Balaenopteridae. The transcript has 11 exons. The record is from RefSeq and is a predicted model, not a curated record.
AUGACAACUGUGUUCCCUGCAAAAACGGACACUUCUACUUCCGUUUUCAAAACUGACCCCACCAACAUGACUGAUGCACCUAGUUCUAUCAGCACUGGAACCAUCCCCAUUAACACGGAUUUCACGAGCACACAAAGACCCACCAGUGGCACCUGGAUCAGCACCAACUUUGUAACUACCCCACGUGUGCCCGGCUCCACUAGCCUCCCAGUGACCAUGAAACCAAGUAGCAGCUUUUCAACUGCCAUGAUGACUUCAAGCAAGCUGACACACCCCAUCCCACCCAUCACCAGCACUCCAGGGAUACCGGCGGCUACCACCAAGACUCUCUCCACACUUACAUCACCCAGGACAACUUCGACCACGACUCAGAUGACCACACAGUCUAGGUUGACCACCACCCCAGGCACUUGUGACAAUGGUGGCACCUGGAUGCAGAACCACUGCUCCUGCCCCAGCACUUUCUCUGGCUCCCGCUGUGAGUUUGCUGUGGAACACAUAGAUAUGGACAAAGUGGACACUGAAGUGGGCAUGGAGGUUUCUGUCAACAAGGAGUUCUCCCCGGACCUCAGUGACAACUCUUCUAAGGCCUACAGGGAUUUCACGGACACCUUCCGGGAUCAGAUGAAGAAGAUUUACCAAAAUGUGCAGGGGUUCAAGGAGGUGGUGAUCCUUUCUCUGAGGAAUGGCAGCAUUGUUGUGGACUAUGUGGUCCAGCUGGAGUUACCCUUCAGCCCCCAGCUGGAGAGCGAGUAUGAGAAGGUGAAAGUGGCCCUGAAGGAGGAGCUCCAGAAUGUCAGCCAGAAUGAGACCGGCUGCCAGAAGGACCAGGUCUUGUGUUUUAAGCCUGAUUCCAUCAAGGUGAACAACAACACCAGGACGGAGCUGUCCCCGGAAGCCAUCUGUCGCAACGCUGCUGCCGUGGGCUACGAGGAUUUCUACUUCCCCUUGGUGAAGGAGAACAAGCUCCGCUGUGUCACCAAAUGCGCGGCGGGCGUGGACGGCGCCCUCGACUGUCGUCAGGGCCAGUGCGUUCUGCAGAGGACAGGUCCUUCUUGCCGCUGCUUCUCCACGGACACGCACUGGUUCUCGGGCCCGCGCUGCGAGGUGGCCAUCUCCUGGAAGGCGCUUGUCGGAGGCCUGGCGGGGACCGCGGCGCUGCUGCUGCUGCUGCUGGUGGUGGCGCUGAGCAUCUUUGUCGCGCGCUCGUGGAGGAGGGGCGGCCAAGGCGGAGGCCUGUCCUGUGACGACAGGAAGUGGUUCGAGACCAGUGAUGAGAACACCGUGGGGACUUUUUCUAACUCGGGCUUCGAGGAUGACAGAACAAGUAAAGAUGAAAACUUCUAUGUGGCCUUGGAGAACGUGGACACUAAUAUGACGUUGCACUUCCACAAACCUGAGGUGACCUUGACCUCACUGUGAGCCCCACACUGCCUUCUCCACGCUGCCCUGGACAGUGGAGGGAACCAUCUGCACUGCCUUUGAAGAGAUGGCCGUGGACUCCUGAGGUUCAGUCUCCUGGUUUCCUUGGGCAGCAUCAGACUUCCCCCUGACCCCUAUCCUUCUCCCGACUUGUGUGAAACCCACCUGGAGACCCAGUUCAAAUCCAGGCUCUUCCACUGUGGGACCUUGGGCAAGUCAGUCACUUCUCUGAACCUCGGUUUUGUCACCUGUAAAAUGAGUGUGGCCCACUCGUCCUGAUACCUUGUGGGAUUACUGUGAAAACCAGAUGUGCUUGGUCAGACCUCUGUCCCAAUGCACCUUCCUGUGUUGGCCCUCAUGCUUAUAUGGCUUCUCUGAGAUCCCCAAUCCCCAUAUCCUUCCCCAGGGCUCAGGCCUCCAUUUCUCCUUUUCCUGUGUUCACCCCUACUGCCGGGUCCUCGCAGUGUACAUGUAACCAGCCUGCAGCCUGCCCCAUCCUCCUACCCUCUCCUUAUAUAACUCCCCGCUGCACCCCUUGCCCCCAUCCCUUAAACUUUCUCCCCUCUGAACCCAUCUCUUAAGUCACUCCUCCCCCACACCCCAGCGCCCAGCCCUGCAUCUCCCCCACUUUCCGUGCUUUCCCCUUCCCCAUCCUUGUACCCUCAGCCCUAAAUACCCCCCUGCCCCCCGCAUCUCAAUGCCCCAGUCCUAAUUCCUCCCUCCUACUCAUCCCCCAUCCCUAGCUAGGUGCAGAUGCCCUCUGCAUCUUAGGACCCCCAGGUCGUGCUCCCUCGGCCAGGUCCCCCAUUCUGAGGCUCCAUUAUUCCUGUCACCCCCCAAGGCCCUGGAUCCCGGUGGGUGGGAGUGGGAGGUAGGUUUCCCCAGGUCCCUGAGGAUGAGAGGAAGUGGGGUCCUGAGGCAGGAAAGCUCCUCCAGCGCCUCCUCCUCAUUCCCCUGACUCUCCCUCCCCUCCCUCAGUGCUUCCCCCGCCCCGUUCCUACCCCCUUCCCCGCCCCUUCCUCCCUUCCUCUCCCUGGUCUCACCCCCAUCCCUGCAAUAACAUCUGAAGACAGAAGCCCCCAGCCUCCUUUGCAGGAAGACCUCACUCACCUGGGGACAGGAAGUCUGCAAGU